Messenger RNA from Perca fluviatilis (European perch), 2516 nucleotides. RefSeq names its product ankyrin repeat and kinase domain containing 1 (gene ankk1). The coding region runs from base 88 to 2391 and encodes 767 amino acids. The record is from RefSeq and is a predicted model, not a curated record. Gene Ontology annotation, biological process: regulation of cell cycle process; protein phosphorylation. Gene Ontology annotation, molecular function: protein binding; ATP binding; protein kinase activity. NCBI's taxonomy places the organism in Eukaryota, Metazoa, Chordata, Actinopteri, Perciformes, Percidae. The transcript has 9 exons. Gene Ontology annotation, cellular component: cytoplasm.
CACAGUCAGCUGCCACUGAUAUUAAUGUGUAUCUAUGUUCUACGACUUUUUCUUUCCCCACGGGAGACAAGAGGAUAAACCCUGUUCAUGUGUAGGAUUAGACCGCGAGUGUGUCACAGAGGAUCUGUGUUCAUGGAUUGCCUUGACGGAUCCCCUGGGCAAUUCAGGAACUUCAAGAAGGAUGAUUUUGAGGCUGACUGGAUUAAGUUGGCAGAAUGCAGAUUUGGUCAGGUGUACCAGGUCAGGCUUAAGCGCCAGCAGGAAAAAUGUGCCUUGAAGAGCUUUCACACAACGUUAUGUGCAAACAACAUUUACAGGAGAACAAUAGACGAGGCGUCCAACAUAGCCAAAGUGAAAUUCAAGUACAUUGUGUCCAUCUACGGACUGUGCAGUGAGGUGUCUGCUGUGGUGAUGGAGCACAUGAGUAAUGGCUCGCUGAACAAUCUCCUAGCCAGUCACACUUUGAUGUUGCCAAAGAAGUUCCAGAUGAUUCAUGAGGCCUCUAUGGGAAUGGAUUUCCUUCACAGCAUGACACCUCCACUACUCCAUCUUAACCUCAAAACAUCCAACAUCCUACUAGACGAUUGUCUCCAUGUCAAGAUUUCAGAUUUUGGUUUAAUCCACUGGGAAGAGGGCAUGAACAAUAAAUUGUUCGUGGAGCAUCUGACAGUGAGAGGGAACAUAAGUUACAUUCCUCCAGAGACGUUCAGUCAGUGCCCCGAUCCUCCAGGAACUACCUUUGAUGUGUACAGCUUUGGAAUAGUGAUGUGGGAGAUUCUGUCUCAGCAGAAACCAUAUGCAGGGUGCAGUAUGACCACAGUGCUCUUACAGGUGUCACAUGGUAAGAGACCCUGUGUGGAGAUGAUACCCGAACAGAAGCCACGUGAGUGUGAUCAGAUGAUCGACAUCAUGAGGCAGUGCUGGGACCAGGAUCACAGGAAGAGGCCACAGUUCUCAGACACCGUGAGGAAAACGGAAGCUCUGAGUAAAGUCCUGAAGUUCCCAGGACCAAUCCAAUGUCACAAAAACGGGGAAGAGGGACAGGAAUUAGAACAUCCUUGGCUGGUUCACCCGAUGCAUAAAAUUGCUUUGCCUGAGAUGCCUGACCUUCCCUCAGAUGACCAUCAUGACAAGGACAGCAUUCUCGCUCUGCUGUGCAAAAAGGACUUCAGUAGUUUCAGAAAGUCUGUGAAAAGAGAUCAUGUUUACACACAGUUUUCAGGCGAGAAGAGCCUCCUCCACUACACGGUAGCCAGCGGGGAUGUAGAGAGUGUCGAGCACGUCCUGAGACUGGGUGCUGAAGUCAACUGUAUGACUGCCAGAGGUUACACUCCUCUUAUUAUUGCUGUUCUACACAGGCUUUAUGACAUCAUCUCAUUGUUGCUGGAACAUGGUGCAGCUGCUGCCCAGGGAGAUGAGGACCAGUGGACAGCGCUCCAUUUUGCUGCUCAGAACGGCGAUGACAGGACUGUCCGACUUCUGUUGGACAAAGGAGCAGUGGCGGAUGCCCGGGAAAAAGCCGGUUGGAUGGCCCUCCACCUGGCCUGCCAAAAUGGCCAUGAAACAGUGGUGCGCCUGCUGCUUUCACGGCUGUCAGAGGAAGCAAUCGGAGAACGGGAGGCACAAGGGAGGACGCCGCUCCACCUAGCCUCCGCCUACGGGCAUCUGAAUAUUGCCAAGCUCCUCCUCUCCAAGGGAGCAGAUCCCAACGCUGCUGACUGCUCUCUCUCCACUGCUCUUCACCUAUCAGCUGAGGAAGGCCAUAACAGAAUAGUCAGACAGUUGGUGAAGAGUGGGGUGAAUAUUAACAGUGCAGACAGCAUAGGAUACACUCCACUUCACCUGGCUGCUCUGAGAGGCCAUACAGGCAUAUGCAGACAGCUGUUGUCAAACGGGGCCUGCCCAGACUCCAAGACCCUCCAAGGCUGGACACCCAUGCACCUGGCUGCCUUAAGGGGACAUGGAGCCACGCUGGUCCAGCUGGAGAGUCAGGGUGGUUGUGUGAACGCUGGAGGUGGGAAUGGAUGGAGCCCGCUCCACCUUGCCUGCCACCAGGGUGAGCCGGAAGUGGUGGCAAAGCUCCUGGCAGCCAAAGCCGACCCAAAUGUGUCGGAGGACAGCGAAGGAUGGACGCCACUGCAUGUAGCUUGUACAAGUGCCAGUUUACCAAGUGUCCUCCACUUGAUAUCACAUCAUGCAGAUGUCAAUGCAGUAAACUCAGGAAAGGUGGCACCUUUACACCUGGCUGCCCAGCAUGGCUGUAUGCCUAUUGUAAAGGCUCUGCUGCUGAAUGGAGCAGACAGGACUCUGAUGGACGCUUCUGGAUCCACAUCUCUAGAUGUGGCCCAGAGGUGUGAAAAAUGGGAAAUAGUGGAACUACUGCAGAAGUAGUUCUGGUGAAGGAAACAAUUACAACAUCACACAGCUGGAAUAUUCUCCUCCUUUUGAGUGGGGCUUGCCAUUUUAUUAUAUAUAUAUUAGGGCUGUCAAAAUUAACGCGUUAAUUUUUGCGUUAA